Messenger RNA from Beta vulgaris subsp. vulgaris (sugar beet), 1017 nucleotides. RefSeq lists its product as uncharacterized. The record is from RefSeq and is a predicted model, not a curated record. NCBI's taxonomy places the organism in Eukaryota, Viridiplantae, Streptophyta, Magnoliopsida, Caryophyllales, Amaranthaceae. Bases 1 to 1017 code for a protein of 338 amino acids. The transcript is spliced from 2 exons.
AUGAUUCAAGACAAGCUUCAUGAAAACCCUGACAAUAUUGAAUGUAUUGAGCAGGAGAGAAUUGUCAGGGGUAAAGUUCAGAGGGCUAAGAAGUGUGUUCAGGGCAUGCUUCAACAACAAGCAAAACUGAAGUGGCUUAAGUGUGGUGAUGAGAACACUAAGAUUUUUUAUCAGGCCAUUAAAGCAAGAAGAAGGCAGAAUAGAAUACAUGCUAUUCACAAUGAACAAGGUGAAUGGGUGGAGAAUCAUGAUAAGGUCUCUAAAGCUUUCCUGGAAUACUACAAAAAUCUUUUUACUGGCAAGGAGCAAAGACAAGUUGUCUUGAGUCCAUUGCUUGCAAGAGGAAAGUCUAUUACUGAAGAGCAUAAGAGAAUUCUUAUGUGCCCUGUUGAUAAGGAAGAUGUGAGAAGAGUCAUGUUCAGCAUACCUGAUGAUAAGGCCCCUGGGGCUGAUGGCUUUAAUAGCUGUUUCUAUAAGAAGUGCUGGGAGAUUGUAGGGGAUGAGGUUACUGAGGCCAUCCUUGACUUCUUCAAGACUGGAAAAUUGUUGAAGUUCUGUAAUAGGAAAGCUACUAGAGCUUGCUGCAUGAUGAAGCUUGAUCUCAAGAAGGCCUAUGAUACAUUGAAUUGGCAAUUUCUGCAGCAAAUGAUGGAAGGAGUGGGCUUUCCUGAUGAGUUUGUUCAUCUCAUUAUGACAUGUGUGACUACUCCUAGGUUUUCAAUUAUGGUUAAUGGGGCUCUCUCAGACUUGUUUGGUGCUAAGAGGGGUCUCAGACAAGGAGACCCUAUGUCUCCUUUACUUUUUGCCCUUUGUAUGGAUUAUCUGGCUAGAGUGAUUGACUAUAUAGGAGAACAAGAUGGCUUUAAGUUUCAUGCUAAGUGCAAAGUCAUGAAAUUAGCUCAUCUAUGUUUUGCUGAUGAUUUAGUUCUUUUUUGUAAUGGUGAUUUUAGAUCCAUUUAUACCUUGUUGCAAGGUGUUCAAAUGUUUUCUAAUGUCUCUGCAUUGGAGGUUAAUUAA